Messenger RNA from Anguilla anguilla (European eel), 1575 nucleotides. RefSeq names its product glycerol-3-phosphate dehydrogenase [NAD(+)], cytoplasmic-like. Gene Ontology annotation, biological process: carbohydrate metabolic process; glycerol-3-phosphate catabolic process. Gene Ontology annotation, cellular component: cytosol; glycerol-3-phosphate dehydrogenase (FAD) complex. The record is from RefSeq and is a predicted model, not a curated record. The transcript is spliced from 8 exons. Gene Ontology annotation, molecular function: NAD binding; glycerol-3-phosphate dehydrogenase [NAD(P)+] activity; protein homodimerization activity. Lineage: Eukaryota; Metazoa; Chordata; Actinopteri; Anguilliformes; Anguillidae. The coding region runs from base 113 to 1168 and encodes 351 amino acids.
GCUAUGCCGAGUGCAAAGUAUAAAUACGUUUUAGCUGGGUGCCAGUUGUCAGCCUUCGUGUAACGGCACCGUUAGAGGGACAGCUACAUCAACCAGGCACGGGAAGGUCACAAUGGCAGCACCGAAGAAAGUCUGCAUUAUCGGCUCUGGCAACUGGGGCUCUGCCAUCGCCAAGAUCGUGGGCUCCAACACGGCGACGAACCCAAAGUUUGACAAGACGGUCAACAUGUGGGUGUUCGAGGAGAUGGUGAACGGGCGCAAGCUCACUGAGAUAAUCAACACUGACCAUGAGAACGUGAAGUACCUGCCAGGACACAAGCUGCCCCCCAAUGUGUUGGCUGUUCCCGAGCUGCUGGAUGCUGUCAAAGGAACGGACAUCCUGGUGUUCGUCAUCCCGCACCAGUUUGUCGGAAGGGUGUGUGACACCAUCAAGGGUCACAUCAAGAGCGACGCUGUGGGCAUGUCUCUCAUCAAGGGUGUGGACGAGGGCCCCGAAGGGUUGAAGCUCAUCUCCGAUGUCAUCAGAGAGAAGCUGGGCAUCGUCAUGACGGUGCUGAUGGGAGCCAAUCUGGCCAAUGAGGUGGCUGAGGAAAAGUUCUGUGAAACCACCAUCGGUUGCAAGAGCGCGGAGCACGGCCCAAUGUUGAAGGAAAUGAUGCAGACCAAAAACUUCCGUGUGACGGUGGUGGCUGAGGCCGAUGUGGUGGAGAUCUGCGGAGCUCUGAAGAACGUGGUGGCGGUGGGCGCGGGGUUCUGCGACGGCCUGGGCUUCGGGGACAACACCAAGGCAGCGGUGAUCCGGCUGGGCCUGAUGGAGAUGAUCGCCUUCGCCCGCGUCUUCUGCACGGCCGGCCCCGUCUCCCCGACGACCUUCCUGGAGAGCUGCGGCGUCGCCGACCUCAUCACCACCUGCUACGGCGGCCGCAACCGCAAGAUCGCCGAGGCCUUCGCCAAGACCGGGAAGACCAUCGAGGAGCUGGAGAAGGAGAUGCUCAACGGGCAGAAGCUCCAGGGCCCGGCGACCGCAGCCGAAGUUCACCACAUCCUCCAGCGCAAGAACAUGGUGGACAAGUUCCCCCUCUUCAGCGCUGUGUACCAAAUCUGCUUCAAGGGCCUCCCAGUCAAAGAGUUUGUCACCUGUCUCCAGAACCAUCCGGAACACAUGUAACCUGCUGUGUGAUGUCGUAGGUGGGGGGUCGGCUGGGGCGGAGGUUUUAGUGGGGAAGACCAUUGCCAAACUUAACGGUCUAACCACACCUGUUUUCGCCUGCCUUCUGUAAGAGAAGGAACUAAAAGAAUAUUCCGGCAUUCUUCCACUGCUGUUGUGCUAUCCACCCCAAAAUCCAUCUCUUCCCUUGCGGGUCUCCUUAGACACAGAAUGACCCGUUAGAGGAAACUAAGACCUGCUUUUGGAGCCAGGUCUGCUAUGAUAACUAAGACCUUCUUUUGGAGCCAACUCUGCUAUGAUAACUAAGACCUUCUUUUGGAGCCAACUCUGCUAUGAUAACUAAGACCUACUUUUGGAGCCAACUCUGCUAUGAUAACUAAGACCUUCUUUUUGGGGCCAACUCUGCU